Molecule: messenger RNA, 3319 nt
Organism: Prunus dulcis (almond)
Lineage: Eukaryota; Viridiplantae; Streptophyta; Magnoliopsida; Rosales; Rosaceae
Exons: 6
Coding region: 180-3305 (1041 amino acids)
Source: RefSeq, a predicted model, not a curated record
CGAUUACAGAGGUCGAUUACAGAGGUGGCCAAAUCAUCCACCCAAACUGGUCAAAGGUCUUUCCUCAGUUAGUUCCACAGAUUGUAGAAAGAGCUCUAAGCUUGCCUGAAAAUAAUAUCUUAUACCAAAGAGGAGUCAUCUAGUCAGCCAACGAUUCAACUAAAGUACUUACGAAUAAGAUGAGGGGCCGUGCACAUAUUUCAGGGACGCCCAAUAGGUCUGGCAUGACAGUGAAAUUUUGCCCAGAGAUUCGUCCUCCUGACUCAAGGAGGUUGGGUGCUGCGACAAUAAUUAAAAAAGGGUCAGGUCAAUGGGCGCGACUAUUUCCGGGGAAGGGGCGACUAUUUCCGUGGAAGUGGCGACACAAGGCGUCGUCUUCUCCAAAGGAAACUUCAUCAACGACGGAUGUUCGAAGUGCAUCCACAAAUGCUGGACCAGCAGUGGAGAACCCAAACCCGGGCGAUCAAGCGGCGAUUCCAUCUGAGAGUUUAGCGUCGCGAGAAACGCCGUCAUCUGGGCUGCCAAAGGAGAUUUCAAUGACAACACGACGUCCUCCAAGUCCAAGAGAAUCAACUAAUGCUGCUGGACCAGCAGCUGCUGCAGCAGUGGAGAACCCAAACCCGCGCGAUCAAGUGGCGAUUCUAAUUGAGGGUAAGAUGCAAAGAACGCCGCCGUUUUCGCCAGAUUGUGCUAUUUACCAAGUCCCCGAGAGAUUUCGCAAUGGAAAUGAACAACACUACAAACCCCGGGUGGUCCCAAUCGGACCCUAUCACUCCUACCACGGAAGUUUCCCACAAAUGCAAAGCUAUAAGCUCAAAUACGUAGAGGCCUUCACCAGCCGAAACGGGCUCGGAUUCAUAGACCAAUGCCUUGGCUUUGUGAGAAGUUGCGAGAUAAGAGCCAGGAGAUAUUAUGUCGAGCCCAUUGACCUAAGCAGUGAUGACUUCUCCGAGCUGAUGCUGGUGGACGCAAUUUUUGUCUUGGAGCUUAUACUCAGGUAUCAGUUUCCCCAAUAUAUAGACGACGGCGAUCGAAUAUAUCAUAAGCCGCGGAUGAUAGCAGAUGUUUUCCUUGAUGUCGUGUUGUUGAUCGAGAACCAAAUUCCCUUCUUUCUUCUUGAGGGUUUGUAUGACCUUGUUGAUAGCCGCUACAAAGGAGAUCUCAGCUUCUUUGUGGAUCUUACGCAUGAGUUCUUAAAGGGUUACGUCAAAAUCGAUGACUUUCCUGGUGAUCACGCACCUGUGCCUCGAGUUGACCAUGGAGUGAAGCAUUUUGUUGAUUUUAUACGAUACUACUACUUGCCCCCGCCUGCUGUGGAGGGUGAAAAUCACGAUAGGCCUAUGGAGGGUGAAAAUCACGAUAGGCCUAGGGAGGGUGAAAAUCCCGGAGUUCAUCCUAGGGUUGAAGAAAUCCCACCAAGCGUGACAGUGCUAGACGAGGGUGAAAAUUCCGGAGUUCAUCCUAGGGUAGAAGAAAUCCCACCAAGCGUGACAGUGCUAGACGAUGCCGGAGUUCAGUUUGUGACAAGAAGAACAACCUUCUCACUUGACAUACAAUUCAACAACGGAAGUCUCAUAAUUCCGAAUUUUAGAGUUGACGAUUGGACGGAAACUCUCUUCAGGAACCUCAUCGCCUUUGAACAGUGCCACGAUCACCAAAUGAAGUACAUUUCGCAAUUUAUAUUCCUCAUGGGGGGCAUGAUCAAGACUUCAAAGGACGUGGACUUGCUCAUUGGACAUGGAAUUAUAUCUAGUAUGCUGGGGAGUAACGAUGAUCUGUCCACUCUAUUUAACUGCAUUGGCCAAGGGGUUGCGGUCAAUUCGAAAACUUAUCGUUACCUUGACCUUUCCCAAAGACUCAAUGCCUACUGCAAGGCUCGUUGGCACAGAUGGAAAGCAAUUCUGAACCGGGACUAUUUCAACACUCCAUGGAAACUUGCUUCUACUAUUGCUGCAAUUAUACUCCUUGUGCUCACACUCAUCCAAACCGUAUGCUCUAUCUUAUCCCGCUACAUGGAAAUCAAUGCAAAAGCUGAUCACCACUCAACCACAGAGCCAUUGCUCCCAAUUUCAAGCAACCCUUCAAACCCCAUCGUGUCCCAGUCAAUCACAUCCCAAUCCAUUGCAAGAUUAGUACAAGUCCACCGCAUUCUAUUACUUGCAUUAGGGACAUUCACAUUGUUAUGCGUCUUCAUGCUCACGCCCACACAAACCCCAAAAAUCCAACUUGACUCGCUCUUCGUGUCCAAGCUUAACGUCUCAAACACAUCACUAGGUGCCAGUUGGGACGUGGCCUUCACCAUAGACAACCCCAACAUGGUCUCAUGGGUUCACUUCGACCGGAUAGAAGGUUCAAUUUUAUACAAAGAUAGCCCUCUGGCGAUAUACUUUGUCAAGCCAUUUGACUUGGGUUUGAAGGAACAAAGAAUGAUGCAUGUGAAGAUAUCGAUGACCAGAUUACAGAAUCAGCCGGCGAUGAAGGUGUCAGAUUUGGAAGAAAUGAAUAGGCAACGUGAAGAUGGUGCUGUGGGUUUGAAGAUGGAAAUGUUUGCAUGGGCUACUUAUAAGAAGGGUUGGUGGGGAACACAAGAUGUCAUGAUGGAGGCUCAUUGUUUGGGUUUGAGGAUUGGCUUCUUGCCUAAAGUUGGGUUCGGUAGCUGGAUCAGUGGAGGGCCAAUGACUUGCUCGACUUAUUUUGUUGAUUUUAUUCGGUGCUACUACUUGCCUACGGAGGACGAAAAGCAUGAAUAUGGCCAUAGGUUUUAUGAAAUCCCACCAAGCGUGACAGCGCUAGUGGAUGCUGGAGUUAAGUUUGCCACAACAAGCACGAGGUCCUUACUUGACAUACAAUUCAACAGAGGAUGUCUCAAAAUUCCGAAUUUUAGGGUAGACGAUUGGACGGAAACUGUCUUCAGGAACCUGAUUGCCUUCGAACAGUGCCACGAUGAUCACCAGGUGAAGUACAUUUCAGACUUGAUGUUCCUCAUGGGGUGCAUGAUCAAGACUUCAAAAGACGUGGACUUGCUCAUUGAACAUGAAAUUAUAUCUAACAUGCUGGGGAGCAACGUUGAUGUGUCCGCUCUGUUUAACCAUAUUGGCCAACGGGUUGGUUUGGGUCAGCCAUACUAUUACUUUAGUCUUUGCAAAAAACUCAAUGCCUACUGCAAGGCCCCUUGGCACAGAUGGAAAACUAUUCUGAAGUGCGACUAUUUCAACACUCCAUGGAAAGUUGUUUCUACAAUUGCUGCAAUUGUACUCCUUGUGCUCACACUCGUACAAACGAUAUGCUCUAUCUUAUCCCUAUAGCUUUGCAUUAUUUA